Messenger RNA from Penicillium brevicompactum, 1506 nucleotides. RefSeq names its product Zn(2+) transporter ZRT3. Gene Ontology annotation, cellular component: membrane. The transcript is spliced from 3 exons. Gene Ontology annotation, molecular function: zinc ion transmembrane transporter activity. The coding region runs from base 1 to 1506 and encodes 501 amino acids. The record is from RefSeq and is a predicted model, not a curated record. Gene Ontology annotation, biological process: zinc ion transmembrane transport. NCBI's taxonomy places the organism in Eukaryota, Fungi, Ascomycota, Eurotiomycetes, Eurotiales, Aspergillaceae.
AUGGCUUCCAACGACCUGAGGGGGUGGGUCAUGAGCAUUGUCUCGGGCAUCGCCUGCGUUCUCGGUUCAUCCAUAAUCUGCGUCGAUGUGCUGGUGCGAGUGGUUUCCCGCCGCAAGAGCUUCCAGAUUGCCAACAGUAGUAACUUCCUGUCGGCAUCGCUAUGCCUGAGCGCUGGCGUGAUGCUCUUCACUUCCCUGUAUAGCAUGCUUCCCAAUUCGAAGCAGUACCUCACCCGCGCCGGCUUCUCCCCCUCCGUUUCGGCCUAUAUCCUUAUUGGUCUGUUCAUUGCCGGGGUAGCAGGGAUCCAAGCCGUGUCCGGCUUUGCACAUAAAUUUAUUCCAUCGCAUGUCGUCGAUUGUGCGCAUACUCACGGCGAGUCGGAGGAUGAUCCCGAACGCGGCGAAAGCCAAGUCGAAGACGAGUUCGACCACACACACCGUCAUAAACAAAGCAUGAACGAGAACACAGAGCGGACACCGCUCCUGCGUCCCGCGGAACAUCCGUCAUUCAAGUCCACCCCGGCGGUGGUACAACGAAGCCAGCACACCGAGCCACCUAGGCGUCGCGAGACCACGCGGGCCAUGCUCACACGCCGGAUCUCCUCGCUGAUGGGUGUUAAGCCUACCUGCGAUGAAAACGGACCAUGCUUCGGCGUCUCUCAAACCUGUGGGCGCGAAUGCACCAAAGUCCUACCACCAUCCGCCAAUGAGAUCCCUCGGCCUGAUCUAAUUCACCGAGAAAGCAUGUCUGCGCCUCUCGAUGCUGAAAUCUCUCAAGCCGAGCGCGAUCUUGGCACAAAUUUUCAGCCCUCGGAUGGAGGUUACUUUGACAACAUAUCCGCCCAACACGCCCUGCCCCCAGUUGCUUCAUCCGCCUCGUCGCAGAUAGUGUCACAUGCUGUUCCUCCCCCGCAUCUGGGCCGUGACAUCUCCCACGACUCCCACGAUCAUGAGGACGAGCCUGACUCUGAGCGCCCCAAAUCUGCACCUGGAAAUCCUCACCAUCACCACGUUCCCCAGAACGCUUUCUUGUCCAUCGGACUGCAGACCUCGCUCGCGAUCGCCUUGCACAAGCUGCCCGAAGGAUUCAUCACCUAUGCCACCAACCACGCGAGCCCAACUCUUGGGUUUACAGUGUUUUUGGCUCUUUUCAUCCACAACAUCGUGGAAGGAUUUGCCAUGGCCCUCCCACUAUACCUGGCUCUGAACUCCCGCUGGAAAGCCAUGUUCUGGUCUAGUCUUCUUGGAGGCAUUAGCCAGCCAGCCGGUGCCGGCAUAGCCGCUUUCUGGAUCUGGAGUACCGGCCAACGCGGCAGUGGAGAUGAAACAGGUCCUUCAUGGGGCAUAUACGGCGGUAUGUUUGCUGUGACAGCCGGUGUUAUGACCUCAGUUGCGUUGCAGCUUUUUAGUGAAGGGCUGGGCCUGACACAUCACCGUGGCAUUGGUAUCGGAUUCGCUGUUGCAGGCAUGGGGCUUAUGGGACUGAGCUUUGCUUUGACUGCAUAA